AUGGUUAGUAAGUUUUAUGAUAUACCUGGAUCUCAUAGACCCACCUACAGAACUCCUUGCACAGAAUCUUCUUCUUUACUUUCUUCAAGGAGAGAAAGUGAAACAUAUUUUAGUUAUCAAGCAACCCCAAGGAGCCGAAAGAUAUCAUCCAAAUAUGAUUUGACAAAUCCAGAUAGAGAUAAAUUGGGUACAUAUGAUGGUGUAUUUAUUCCUACCGCCUUAAAUGUCCUUUCUAUUAUAAUGUUUUUAAGGUUUGGAUUCAUUUUAGGUCAAUUGGGUAUCAUCUGUACUCUAAUUCUACUUCUGUUAAGCUAUCUAAUAAAUCUGCUUACUACACUAAGUAUAUCCGCAAUUUCAACAAAUGGAACUGUCAGAGGUGGAGGUGCAUAUUAUAUGAUUUCAAGAUGUUUGGGACCUGAAUUUGGUGGCUCUAUUGGAUUAGUAUUUUUUCUAGGCCAAGUAUUUAAUAGUGGUAUGAACGCUGUUGGUAUUGUGGAACCAAUUCUUUAUAAUCUAGGCGCUCCAACUGUUGGAACAAAUAGAUCUGUUGGUCUACUUUAUCCUCUUUUGCCAAACGGGGAAUGGUAUGAAUUUUUUUAUGCUACUAUAGUAUUAUUUAUAUGCUUAUCAAUUGCAAUAAUAGGUCCACAAACUGUAUCAAAAGCAGGUAGUCUAUUAUUCUUCAUAUUAUUUGCUUCGAUUAUAUCUAUACCAAUAUCCACUUUAACAAAAAAUGCAUUCAAUAAUGGAUAUAUCGAAUAUACAGGCCUAUCCUUAUCAACAUUCAAAAGCAAUUUAUUCCCACAUUUUACUAAAGGUGCAGUAGGGUCUCUUCGAUCGGGUAAAGAGUCGUUUUACAGCCUUUUUGGUAUAUUCUUCCCUGCUACUGCUGGUAUAUUUGCAGGUGCUGGUAUGUCUAGUGAAUUACGGAAACCAUCAAAGUCUAUUCCAAAAGGUACAUUAUGGGGUCUAUUGUUUACUUUUAUGUGUUAUUCUGUAGUUGUUAUAUUUAUGGCUUUUUCAAUACCAAGGGAAUCUUUCUACAAAGAAGUUCAAAUUAUUCAGUCCGUUAGUUCUGUUCAAUGGCUUAUCUUUUUGGGUGAAUUAUCGACUUCAUUAUUCUCUAUCAUUGUAGGUAUGGUUGGUGCUGCGUAUGUUCUUGAGGCAAUUGCAAAAGAUGCUAUUUUACCAGGAUUAGUCAUUUUUAGUAAUAAUUCUAGAAUUUCGCUGUUGUUUACUUGGUUUUUAACACAAUUAUGUUUAUUUUCAGAUGUAAAUAAAAUUGCAUCGUUAAUUACAAUGACAUUUUUAUUAACUUUCAUUGUAAUGAACUUAGCUUGUUUUCUAUUAGAAAUAGCUGCAGCGCCUAAUUUCAGACCCUCCUUCAAAUAUUUUAAUAGAUAUACUGCAUUUUCUGGUGGUGUCAUAUCUGUAAUUUCAAUGAUAAUUGUAGAUGGAUCAACCGCGUCUGCUUUAAUUUUUGGUAUAAUGAUUCUAUUUUUAAUAAUUCAUUACCUAUGUCCACCAAAACCAUGGGGUGACGUUUCUCAAAGUCUCAUUUAUCAUCAAGUUAGAAAAUAUUUAUUAAGAUUAAAACAAGAUAACAUUAAAUAUUGGAGGCCUCAAAUUUUACUAUUUGUAGACAAUCCCCGUACCAGCUGGAAUUUAAUUAGAUUUUGUAAUCAUUUGAAAAAGGGUGGUCUUUACAUAUUAGGGCACGUCGUCGUAAUGCCUGAUUUCCAAACACAAUAUAAUGAAAUUAAACAACAACAAAAUGCAUGGAUUAAGAUUAGAGAUAUGACUAAAAUAAAAGCGUUUGUGCAAGUUGGAAUGGGUCCUUCCAUUUCAUGGGGCAUACGAAAUGUAUUUUUAGGUUCUGGUCUGGGAGGUAUGAAACCAAAUAUUACUGUCAUUGGAUUCUUUGACCUUCAUUCUGAGCAUAUCAAUGACCAAUUCUCAGCAAAACAUAACCCUAAUUUAAAUAAUGUCUUAAUCGACAUUCCUGAAUAUUAUAGCGAAUUACCUACUGACUCUUGUGAAAAUAAUAAAAAGAUCAAUGUAUGCCAGUGGGUACAGAUUUUGGAAGAUUUGUCAUUAAUGCAAUCAAAUAUUGCCGUAGCACAUGGCUUCAAAUAUUUAAAUAUACCCUCGAAGAAUUUUGUAAAAAAUGAUUCAGAGAAACGUAGAAUCGAUUUAUAUCCAAUUCAAAUGUGUGCAACAAUGAACUCAAAUAGUAAGUAUCCAACAAUAACCACUUCCAACUUUGAUACACAUACUUUGAUGUUACAAUUAGGUGCAAUCUUGGUCACAGUUCCAGAAUGGAAAAAGUCACAUAUAUUACGUGUGAUUUUAUUCGUAGAAAGAGAAGUUGAUAGAGUUAUGGAAGUCGAACGUAUGACAAAAUUGUUACAAAUUUUAAGAAUUGAAGCAACUUUAGUGGUAGUAUCACUAGACCAAUUCCGUGUGUAUAACACUAUUGUAAAAGGUGAUUCCAUAUCUUUGGCUUAUGUUCAAAAUAGAUUGAAAAAUAACCAAUGGUGGUGUGAAUUGACUGAAGCAAGAAGAACUUUUGAACCAAAACGCCGUUUUUCUGUAAAUACAUCUGUUAACAUGGAACACAAAAAAGUGAAAUCUAAAAAAUACGAUUUAUCUCAAUUACAAAAAAUGGGUGUAUCAUUUAAGAUGAGUGCCAUAAUACCUACUGAUGUACCUGCUACCCCUGCGAUCAGCGACAUUUCCAGUGAUGAUGAUACUUCUAUUAACGGGUCUCAAUUAUCUAUAAGUCAAAUUACGUCCAUAUUACAUAAGGUAGAUUUAAAAAAGAAAUAUUUUAUGCCAAACAAGCAUACGUACAAAGCCAAAUCCUCAAGUAAUCUUAAACCAGUUUUUUCAAGCAAUGCUUUACCAAAUACUAGAGUUCUAGAGGAUGGAACAGGAGAUAAACCUACAAUCGUACCAGUCACAGAGGAUGGCAGAGGCAAUCUAUCACCAAAAAGCCCCAUAGUUCCUGAUUUAUCUCCAUGUAAUUCUGAUGCCAGUUUAAUUGAAGCAAUGAACAAUAUUAAAUUCGAUGAUUUACCAAGUCGGGCACAGUAUUUAAUUUUAAAUGAUAUGAUGGUUCAGUUGUCUCGAAAUUCUGCCUUAAUUUUUUCUACUCUACCUAUUCCACCAUUGGGAACUCACAAAAAUGAGGAAGAUAGUCUUGAAUAUGUAAAGGAUAUUGAUAUAUGGUUAGAAAGGUUGCCACCAACCAUGCUAAUUAACUCACAAACCAUGACUGUUACAACUGCAUUAUAA
Molecule: messenger RNA, 3297 nt
Organism: Arxiozyma heterogenica
Lineage: Eukaryota; Fungi; Ascomycota; Saccharomycetes; Saccharomycetales; Saccharomycetaceae
Gene: VHC1
Product: Vhc1p
Exons: 1
Coding region: 1-3297 (1098 amino acids)
Biological process (GO): potassium ion homeostasis; chloride transmembrane transport; chloride ion homeostasis
Cellular component (GO): vacuolar membrane
Molecular function (GO): potassium:chloride symporter activity
Source: RefSeq, a predicted model, not a curated record